ACGAAACUGCCCGAAACGAGUUUGGCCUUGUUUGCGAUCGUGGCGGCAGCGUGUUCCUACCCGAUUUGAAGAGAUCCUCGCCUGCUAUAAAAUACGUAUACCGAACUUCUUCGUCUAUCCAUCCAUCUGUCCAUCGCCCCGUCGUCUACAAGCCUCCAAUCGCCGCCCAACAUGUCUGUCAACGAGCGCACCUACAUCAUGGUUAAGCCCGACGGCGUCCAGCGGGGUCUCGUUGGCAACAUCAUCAGCCGCUUCGAGCAACGCGGCUUCAAGCUGAUCGCCCUCAAGCUCGUCCACGCUACCCCAGAGCACCUCGAGAAGCACUACGCUGAUCUCAAGGGCAAGCCGUUCUUCCCUGGCUUGAUCAAGUACAUGGCUUCCGGUCCUGUCGUUGCCAUGGUCUGGCAGGGUCUUGAUGCUGUAAAGACUGGCCGCGUUAUGCUCGGCGCGACGAACCCUCUCGCGUCUGCGCCUGGAACCAUCCGUGGCGACUUUGCUCUCGCUGUUGGCCGCAACAUCUGCCACGGUUCCGACGCGGUCGAGAGCGCAGAGAAGGAGAUCGCCUUGUGGUUCCCCGAGGGCGUUGUCCAGUACACCAACGACAACGAGAAGUGGAUCUUCGAGUAAAUGUACCAGCACAAUGGAUAGUGGCAGAAGACAAAAAUAGAUAUGCCUGUAUUAUCUACGCACAAGGGAGAUUCUCUUUCGGU
Messenger RNA from Laetiporus sulphureus 93-53, 710 nucleotides. Its product is annotated as nucleoside diphosphate kinase. The record is from RefSeq and is a predicted model, not a curated record. Gene Ontology annotation, biological process: CTP biosynthetic process; GTP biosynthetic process; UTP biosynthetic process. Gene Ontology annotation, molecular function: nucleoside diphosphate kinase activity. Lineage: Eukaryota; Fungi; Basidiomycota; Agaricomycetes; Polyporales; Laetiporaceae. The coding region runs from base 172 to 627 and encodes 151 amino acids. The transcript has 5 exons.